AUGAGUAAAUCCUUCUGCUAUUAGUGAUUUCUUCAGUUCUUCUACCUCCCCUGCUCUAUUCACAAGGUUGGGAGAUGGAGAGCUGCUUAGUUACCAGCGACAUGAACAUGCUAAUUAAUGUGCUUAACCAAGGCAACGAGCACAUGAGAGAGCUUCAGGCCCAACUCGACCAACCUUUCUCUGCUGAAGCUUGCAAACUGUUAGCAACCAAGGCUAAGUCUGCACUAUCAUCGGCCAUCUCCUUGGCCAAACUACUCGAGCCGAGUUGCCAAAGACCAACCGGCUUCGUCGACUCGCCGCCAUCGGCGAGCGAUAGCCCGAAGAGUGAUAGUUCUGAUAAGGUUUUCAAGGAGCUGGAACGCAGAGAGAUGUGCAAGAAGAGGAAGACUCUGCCACGUUGGAGCCGCCAGGUGAGAGCUUGUUCUAAUUCAGCCAUGGAGGGGCCACUUGAUGACGGAUAUAGCUGGAGGAAGUAUGGCCAAAAGGACAUACUUGGAGCUAAGUUUCCCAGGGGCUACUACAGAUGCACAUACCGCCACACCCAUGGCUGUCUCGCCACAAAGCAAGUUCAGCGCUCCAGCGAAGACGACUUCCUCUUCGACGUCACCUACCGCGGCGUUCACACCUGCAAUCACUGCCUGCAGAGAACCCCAACUCCGUCACCCAAAGAAGAGAACUUGAUCCAAAACCAAGCAUCAAAGCCUCAAGCUCAUCCUCACCAGCAACAACUCCUUGAGCAGUUGAAAACUGGUCUCAGAGUGAAAACUGAAGGUUUUAACUUCGAUGAACAGCUACUAGAGUCUUCUCCUUCCUUCUCCUUCCCCUCGACGCCACCAAAUUGUAUUAAGCCUCACAACAAUCUCUUCUCCUCAGCUUCGAUGCCGGAGAAUCAGUUAAUGGGGAACAACUCCACCACUACUUCCGCUGAAUCGAAUUACUUCUCUUUGUCACCUUGCGGGGUGAAUAACUUUGCUGGUGGGCUUAAUCUUCAGGGAUUUGAUACGGAGAUUGCGGAGAUAAUAUCUGCUGCGGCUUCCACGACGAAUUCACCUAUGCUUGGGAUGGAUUUUCCAAUGGAGCAGAUUGAGUUCGAGACAGAUUUUCCUUUUGGUUUCUGCUGAAGAUAGAUGAGAAUCUGAGCGGCCAAAGAAUUUUGUUUGUUUUAUUGCUUUGUUGUAAGUGCGUGUAUAGAUUAGGUGGAUUUAAUCUCUGCUGCAGCUGUAGUUUACCCCGUUUUGUUAGAAGAGAAUGAAAUACUCUGUUUUAGUGUCUUGUAGGAAUGAUGGUUGGAUUUGAUCUGUGACGGAAACGUCCGGCAUUAACGAACUAUCGAAGUUAUUAUGUUCUUACU
Molecule: messenger RNA, 1351 nt
Organism: Dendrobium catenatum
Lineage: Eukaryota; Viridiplantae; Streptophyta; Magnoliopsida; Asparagales; Orchidaceae
Product: probable WRKY transcription factor 53
Exons: 3
Coding region: 75-1121 (348 amino acids)
Biological process (GO): regulation of DNA-templated transcription
Cellular component (GO): nucleus
Molecular function (GO): transcription cis-regulatory region binding; DNA-binding transcription factor activity
Source: RefSeq, a predicted model, not a curated record